Messenger RNA from Myotis davidii, 1941 nucleotides. RefSeq names its product neuropeptide FF-amide peptide precursor (gene NPFF). Gene Ontology annotation, biological process: excitatory postsynaptic potential. Bases 1562 to 1849 code for a protein of 95 amino acids. Gene Ontology annotation, molecular function: G protein-coupled receptor binding; neuropeptide hormone activity. Lineage: Eukaryota; Metazoa; Chordata; Mammalia; Chiroptera; Vespertilionidae. The record is from RefSeq and is a predicted model, not a curated record. The transcript is spliced from 2 exons. Gene Ontology annotation, cellular component: axon terminus; perikaryon; dendrite.
UCCCGGGACUCGGGUGUGUCAGCUCCUCACAGCUAAGGUUCGGAGGACGCUUGCUCUGUCAGAUCCUCUACUGGAUGGACGACCAGAAGUAUCUCAGAUAAUGCUCGUCCUAGGAGGCAGUUCUUCAUGUCGCCGUGUCCUGGGUGAAGAACUGCAGGUCAGAGGUAGACAGCUGCCAAGGCCGGGUACAGGCUCCUUACAUCAUGGCACCUCUCCAGGAUGGGACAGAACUACUGGGGAGUGUGGGGGAGGGAUCCUAGGAUCGGAAGGGAAAGGGCACCAGCUGACUUGAAGGACCCCUUCCUGAGAAGCAGGUAUUUCCCAAGGCUGGGUUCUAGUCUCGCGCCCCAGUAGGUCAGAGCCAGGCGGAGGCGGGGUGACUAGAGCGAAGUGGACAAAAUCGGGGUCCAGCCCCUGUGUUCUGCCCCUGCCUGUCUGGAACUCCGUAGAAUCGGGGCCCUAGGCACCUCCAUCCACCUGGUCCUUCAAAGAGCUCUAGUCCAGAAAAGGAAAUGGCUGGGCCUGACAAUGUGGAGCUGUGGCCACAGGGUGGCAGCAGUGCCUCAGCUGCGGGGAUGGCUCCCGAGCCCCAGGUGAGGCAGGUCCUAGGCAAGCAGUUGCCCUCUAGUGAGGAGGGGGUCCGUCUACAAAGAUUUGAAGCAAUCCCCACUCUGUGAGCUCCCCACUUUCGUUUUGUUCCCUUCUGCAUGUCAUUUUCCUAUCCACAGGCAAAUCUCAGGGUAGUGGCUCCAAGAGGCACCUGCAGGGGUGUGGAUGGGCUGGGUGACCUUGGCUGCAACCAUUAGGGGGGGGACCCUGGCUGGGUCAUCCCGGCCACCUCUGACCCUAACUCUUCUCCCCACUCCCUCUGUUCCAGGACACAAUACCUAGCCCUUCCUGACAGGGCUUUCUUUAUGCUUUUAUUCUACAAGUUAGAAAAGAGAGGAGGAGGUGAUCAAUUGGAGCUCUCCAACCUGUUGAGGGAUUGGGGGUUCUUAAAGGCCCCCCAGGGCCUGGCGCUGACAAAGCAUCUGCAAUUAAUGAUGCUCCUCAAGCUCUGGAGACAGGAUUUAUGCAUCUAAUAAAGUCUGUAAUUCCAGGCUUAGGGGCUAGGGCCGGAGGCUGAGAGCAGGAAGUCCCGGAGGGGCCAUGGGAGGGGAUCUCAGGGGCUCUUAAUGGGGCCGUGCAUUUCCAUUGCCUGCUCUAGAUUCCCCCUCCAGCUGCGGUGGGGGUGGCGGGCAGGGGGACAGCAGGUAUAAGAGGCAGAUGUGGCCGGAGGAAGGCAGAUGACAGCAUGGAUUCCAGGCAGGCAGCAGUGCUACUGCUGGUGCUGCUUUUAGUAACAGACUGGGGCCACGCUGAAGGACCAGGAGGCCAGGGUGGAGAUCACAUCUUCGUGGUAAGUUAGCGCCCCUCCCCACGUCACUUUUCCUCUCUACCUCAGCAUGGGGCUUGUGCUCUAGGUUCAAACACUUGUGGCCAGGGUCUUCAUUUGAAGAAAUGGCUACUCAGCCUCCUACAACUUGUCACUGGAAGCCACAUCCUUCCCCUACUGACCUGAAUGUCCAGUCUUUGCCCAUAUUCCCUGCUGGAUGUCCCUGUGCCACAGGAGGAAGACGCCAGACCCCGCACGCCACAGGAUGCCGAGACCGCUGCGUCACUCUUCCUCUCCCUGCUCCAGGCCAUGCAGAGACCCGGCCGGAGCCCAGCCUUCCCGUUUCAGCCCCAAAGGUUUGGCAGAAAUACCCAGGGCUCUGGGAGCAACGACCGGCUGAUUACCCGAGCUGGGGAGGGGCUGAGCGCCCCGUUCUGGAGUCUGGCUGCCCCUCAGCGCUUUGGGAAGAAGUGACAUAUCAUCUCUUGAUCCAUCUGCAUGCAAGGCCCACACCCAAAGUGCCAUGUAUCCCCCCUCCCCCCAAAUAAAGCUGCCUGGCUUCUGAA